AUGCUUAUCACUAAAGUCCUUGUUCCUUACAGACUGUCAGUAAGGCAGAAAACCUCAGCGUGGCUAGGGCUUUGUGAAGCUCAUGCUCACCAUCAUGACAGUGAAGCUCAUGCUCACCAUCAUGACAGUGAAGCUCAUGCUCACCGUCAUGACAGGGAAGCUCAUGCUCACCGUCAUGACAGUGAAGCUCAUGCUCACCGUCAUGACAGUGAAGCUCAUGCUCACCGUCAUGACAGUGAAGCUCAUGCUCACCGUCAUGACAGUGAAGCUCAUGCUCACCGUCAUGACAGGGAAGCUCAUGUUCACCAUCAUGACAGUGAGGCUCAUGCUCACCAUGAUGACAGUGAAGCUUAUGGUCACCGUCAUGACAGUGAAGCUCAUGCUCACCGUCAUGACAGUGAAGCUCAUGCUCACCAUCAUGACAGUGAAGCUCAUGCUCACCGUCAUGACAGUGAAGCUCAUGCUCACCGUCAUGACAGUGAAGCUCAUGCUCACCAUCAUGACAGUGAAGUUCAUGCUCACCAUCAUGACAGUGAAGCUCAUGCUCACCGUCAUGACAGUGAAGCUCAUGCUCACCGUCAUGACAGUGAAGCUCAUGCUCACCGUCAUGACAGUGAAGUUCAUGCUCACCAUCAUGACAGUGAAGCUCAAGCUCAUUGUCAUGACAGUGAAGCUCAUGCUCACCAUGAUGACAAUGAAGCUUCUGCUCACCAUGAUGACAGUGAAGCUUCUGCUCACCAUCAUGACAGGGCACAAUGCUUCCAUGAUUCUUGUCCCCUAUGA
Molecule: messenger RNA, 783 nt
Organism: Protopterus annectens (West African lungfish)
Lineage: Eukaryota; Metazoa; Chordata; Ceratodontiformes; Protopteridae
Product: histidine-rich glycoprotein-like
Exons: 1
Coding region: 1-783 (260 amino acids)
Source: RefSeq, a predicted model, not a curated record